AUGUCUCCCACGGAUGCGAGCAAUGCUGCAAAGAAGAAACCCAACAGAAAGAAGAAGAACAAUAAUAAUGCUGCUGCUGCCAGCAAGGACAAGGCGCCACAAGAUGGCGCAAGAGCCAUAGAUACAACGCAGAAUGGAGAGCCAGAAGGAGAAGACGAAGACGACACCUCGGACUCCCCUGCCGUGGACGCACCUUCGAAUGGGCAUGCCACGUCACCAACCACCAACGGGCAUGCCGCAGACCCCUCGGACAAAGUCACAACAUCAGCCCCGUCCAACCCGGCAACACCAGCUGGCCCGGACACGAGCGCGAGGUUAGAAGCCAUGUCACAAGAAAGGGAAGCUCUCAGGGCCGAAGUAGAACAAUUGCGCAGACAGCUCGAAACAAUACAAGAAACACACGGACAAGAGACAGCCCAGCUGAAAGCAGAUCUCGAGGAGAGUGAGGCGGCAAAGGAGCAUGCCGAGCAACAAUACCAAACCCUCAUGGGACGGGUCGAGAAGAUCAAGGAGACGCUCGGCAACAGGCUAGCACGAGACAGGGAAGAGCUCGAGGAAGCCACCAAGCGCGUAGAGGAGCUCGAGUCCCAGAAUGAACAACUCCAGAACGGGUCGCAGAAGUUCCAGGACGAGAUCGACGGGCUCAAGACAGAGUUGCAGGAUGCCACGAGAGAACUGUCCAGCCUCAGGAGUCGCAACAAUCUAUCGCAGCACAACUCGCUGAAGGAGAAGGAAGAUCUGCAGAGACAGCUGCAGCACCUCAGGGAAGAGGCAGAAGCCGCCAAGGAUGCCAUGGGCGACUGGGAGGUGCUGGCCAUGGAGGAACGCUCCAUCCGCGAGUCCAUGGUGGAAAAGACCUCAGCCCUCGAGGAACAAGUCGCAUCACUGAGAGAAAGCUACGAGCGUGCUGCCUCGGACCGAGAUGUCCAGUCACAGGCCGUCGACAGUCUGCAGAGAGUGCUACAAGAGAUCCAGGACGCGCGCAAACGGGAAUUGCGCGAAAUGGUAGAAACCUCUGAGGAGCAGCUUCAGGCAAUGAAGAAACUGGUCAAGGAGGCUGACGCAAGAGCCACAGAAGCCGAGACAUUGAAGGUCUCGCUGCAGAAGGAGCUGGAGAGGACUGCACCGUUCGAAAAGGAAGUCAAGGAGAAGAACCUCCUGAUCGGGAAGCUCAGACAUGAGGCCAUUGUUCUCAAUGACCACCUAACCAAGGCGUUGCGGUAUCUGAAGAAGACCAAGCCCGAGGAUAGUAUUGAUAGACAAAUUGUCACGAACCACUUCUUGCAGUUCCUGGCUCUGGAUAGGUCAGAUCCCAAGAAGUUCCAGAUUCUGCAGAUCAUCGCCGGCCUUCUGAACUGGACGGAAGAGCAAAGAGAGCAAGCCGGCUUAGCGAGGCCGGGUGGUUCUGGCAACAGUCUCCGUCUACCUACGUCCCCGUUCCACCGGACUCCUAGCACGCCUUCUCUCAGCUCGGAAUUCUUCUCGGAGCCCACGCCCACAUCAGCCAACAAGGAAUCCCUGGCCGAUCUCUGGGCAAGUUUCUUGGAGCGCAGCGCCGAAGAGGGAAAGCCAGACGGCCCUUCGAGAAAGGGAAGCGCGUCGAGUGUGGCGACCGCGGCAACAAGAACGGACACGAGGGGAGGCCCCGGUGCAUAUACAUAA
Truncatella angustata is the source of this 1662-nucleotide messenger RNA. RefSeq names its product golgi matrix protein. Gene Ontology annotation, molecular function: small GTPase binding. The record is from RefSeq and is a predicted model, not a curated record. The transcript has 4 exons. Gene Ontology annotation, biological process: endoplasmic reticulum to Golgi vesicle-mediated transport; Golgi organization. Gene Ontology annotation, cellular component: Golgi apparatus. NCBI's taxonomy places the organism in Eukaryota, Fungi, Ascomycota, Sordariomycetes, Amphisphaeriales, Sporocadaceae. The coding region runs from base 1 to 1662 and encodes 553 amino acids.